AUGGCCAACUUUCGUAUUCCAGCAUGGAAAUACAAUUAUGUGCGCGAGGUUUGCAGUGAUGGAAGCCUCAAAACGCAAGAAAUCCAGAUUCCAUACAUUAGCCUUGAGAAUGCAAAGCCGCCAAUCAUUGCCCGAUACCUUGAGCAGAAGAAUGCGGCUUACGAAGUUUUCCUCAUCAGAGAUUUGUCAACUAUAGUCGACGAUCUAGGCCGAUCGCCCACUCCGGCCGAAGCCCACGGUGCGAUUGUCGGACCCAACGAACAAUCUUUUCGCCCGGUAUGGGUCUUUGAGGAUGGGGGAGAUAUCAACCUGGAACCGCCCUAUUACGUCGAUGUUUUUGAUCUCAAUGACUAUGAUCAACUCAAGGUCAAGGCGUCUACAAUCUGUUGGGUACCUCACUUGGAAGAUUCAAGUGGAAAUCUCAUUACUCUGCUCAAGGGCUUUCCAAAACCCACCAAGUCAAAGACUUUGGGGGUCCGUGUUCUCAUUCAAGAGCCUGGUAAUCCUGAAGCCACCAAGCUGGCCUGGAAGCCGGUGACUGAACUCAGAGGCCAUUGCCGUGAGCUUGACUCGAAUACAAAGAGAAUUCUUUUCGAAGAUCAGCUCGCCGCUCUACGGGCGUGGCUGGCGCAGCUGGCACCUCCAGAACCUACAGUUGUUGACCCAGUAGCCCCAGUGGAAGAGAUCCGUACUAUUCUGCAGGAGAACAUGGACUCUCUGAGAUGGUCGUCCAUGAGGCGCCUGCCCACCCCGGAUGCAUCUGAAGAUCCGCCUUCUGGUGAUGAUGCGUAUUCUGACUGGACUGACGUGGACCGUAGCAACACCCCCAUGAGUAACAAAUCCGACGAGGAAAUGGUAGAAGAGCUAUCAGAUGAUGAGGCCUUGGCGCCACGGAGUAAUGUAUGUUCCUCGCCCAGAAUUCAUACUCCCACCACGGCUAUUGUGAUGGUACCUAAUACACUAGUCUAG
Messenger RNA from Pestalotiopsis fici W106-1, 969 nucleotides. RefSeq lists its product as uncharacterized. The record is from RefSeq and is a predicted model, not a curated record. Bases 1 to 969 code for a protein of 322 amino acids. NCBI's taxonomy places the organism in Eukaryota, Fungi, Ascomycota, Sordariomycetes, Amphisphaeriales, Sporocadaceae. The transcript has a single exon.